Papaver somniferum (opium poppy) is the source of this 948-nucleotide messenger RNA. Its product is annotated as beta-glucosidase 1-like. The transcript is spliced from 6 exons. Gene Ontology annotation, biological process: glucan catabolic process. The record is from RefSeq and is a predicted model, not a curated record. Bases 1 to 948 code for a protein of 315 amino acids. NCBI's taxonomy places the organism in Eukaryota, Viridiplantae, Streptophyta, Magnoliopsida, Ranunculales, Papaveraceae. Gene Ontology annotation, molecular function: beta-glucosidase activity.
AUGAAUUCAGGUGGAAGAAAAUGGGAUCUUAUGCAUGAUGAAAUUGAAGCAAUGUUUUUUAAAGAGAGAGCCAUACUUGAAGCCAAGUACCAGAAGAUGAAGAUUGUUCAGGAAAUGACUGAGAUUAUUCUUGGUUUACAAGGAGAUGUUCCCGCGGAUUCUCGAAAAGGAGUUCCUUAUGUUGGUGGAAACAACAAGGUUGCUGCUUGUGCAAAGCAUUUCGUUGGUGAUGGUGGCACAACAAAGGGUAUUAACGAGAACAACACAGUGACUGACUGGCAUGGACUACUCAGUAUUCAUAUGCCUGGUUAUUAUAAUUCAAUCAUCAAGGGUGUAUCAACCAUCAUGGUUUCGUACUCAAGCUGGAACAGCGAAAAGAUGCAUGCUAACCGUGAUCUUGUUACUAACUUCCUCAAAGACACUCUUAAUUUCAGGGGAUUCGUCAUUUCCGAUUGGCAAGGUAUUGACAGGAUUACUUCACCAGCAGGCACCAACUAUACUUACUCCGUCCAUUCUGGGAUUAAUGCCGGCAUUGACAUGAUCAUGAUUCCAAUGAACCACACUGAUUUUAUCCAUGAUCUAACCUACCUGGUUGGGAAGAACGUAAUCCCCAUGAGCAGGAUUGACGAUGCUGUGAAGAGAAUUAUGAAGCGUCUACAGUUGGCCCGAGCACUGAAAUCAUUUACAAAGCAAACCCUGAAGAUGAUUUUGUCAAGUCUGAUAGCUUCUCGUAUGCUAUUGUUGUUAUUGGCGAGCAACCAUAUGGGGGACAACCUUAACUUAACAAUUCCUGAACCUGGUUUGAGCACUAUGAAGAACGUUUGUGGCUCUAUCAAGUGUGUUGUUGUUGUUAUCUAUGGACGACCUCUUGUGAUUGAACCUUAUCUAUCAUAUGUUGAUACUCUCGUAGCUGCAUGGAUCCCUGGAAGUGAAGGUCAAGGUGUAUAA